Messenger RNA from Sardina pilchardus (European sardine), 1421 nucleotides. Its product is annotated as C-type mannose receptor 2-like. NCBI's taxonomy places the organism in Eukaryota, Metazoa, Chordata, Actinopteri, Clupeiformes, Clupeidae. The record is from RefSeq and is a predicted model, not a curated record. The transcript is spliced from 5 exons. The coding region runs from base 11 to 886 and encodes 291 amino acids.
AACUGCAGCCAUGCGGAAGUGGAUUUAUUACCUGCCCUUGGUCUUAGUCUUGUUCUCUUUAGCAUUGGCCUCUCGUCAAUACUAUUAUGUAGCUGACCCCAAGACAUGGACUGAAGCCCAGACCUACUGCAGAGAGAACUACGCAGACCUGGCCACCAUCCGCGACAAAGACGAGAUGCAGAGCUUGAACAAACUCAGCUCAAGCCACAACAUCAACAGCGGCAGAGCGUGGAUUGGCCUACACAAUCAGCAUGAGAACUGCGGUGACGUUGGGAUGUGGCCUGAAAACUGCAGUUCAUUGUGUGUGGUUUGGUAUUCUGGGUCAUGGUGGGGGGUGCCUUGCCAGAAGACCUUCCCCUUCUUCUGCAGCACUGGCCCUCAAAGCCCAUCUCAUAGUUUUGUCCUGAUUGAGAAGAAGACGUGGAUGGAUGCCCAGAGUCACUGCCAAGUGGCCACAGCGGAGGGCCUGAAUGCCGAAGGUCUCCUAGUGAACAGGACGGACAAGGCAAUCUGGGUCAAUCUGCAGGGGAGGAACUGGACGUGGUCAGACGGGGACGAGCCCUCUUUCACCAACUGGCAUCGCAAUUGGCCGAAGGCAUCUGUGACGUGUGCCGCCGUGUUCCAGAACCCUGGUGGACAGGGUGAGUGGGAGCCACAGGACUGCACCGAGAGAUCCCCCUUCUUCUGCUACAUGACACCGAAGAUGCAGAUGGUGAAGGUGGAGAUUCGGGUGGACUCCUCGCGGGUGGACCCGAGUGAUGAAGAGUUUCAGACCGUGUUCCUCAAUCAGAUCAAAGAGAAACUGCAGAAGAUGGGGCUGCCAGCAGACGCCACUCUGAGAUGGAGUGAGGAACCUGAUGGACAGAUAUUCCACAAGAAGAAUUAGAAUGAAGGAAAUCAGAUGAGGAGGAGCAAAGAUUAGUACAGUACGUGUUCAUGUACAGUACAUGUUAGCUGUACUGAUACUGAUACCUGUUGUUAGGCACUUUUAAUUUAAUAAGACGAGAAGGCAUUAAAUUAGUUAUUUCUGUUUGAUGAUUGAUUGAUUGAUUGAUUGAUUGAUUGACUAGGGAAGUUUUUGCACAAAAUUAAGGCACUGCAUGAAUGAUUUAUGUUUGAUGAUGUACAGGAUUGGUUGAUUAGUUGAUCGGUUAAUUGGUUGGUUGGUUGGUUGAUUGAUUGAUUCAUUCAUUCAUUCAUUUAUUGGUUGAUUGAUUGGUUGAUUGAUUAUAUUUGUCUUAAUUGGGUUAGAAUGGGUAUUAUAUAGUGCAAGUGUCAGCAGAUGUUAGGAAGCGAUCAAGAAAAGAAAAAAAAUGUUGAAUGAGAUCAGAUUGAAAUAUUAGCUGCAAACCUAAAUAAUGAGGCGUUUUUUACAUUUUAAAAAAGAUAAAGAAUGUAUAGACUUGUUUAGAUUGAAGGAC